UCUGCAUACUUCGUGGACUCAAUCUGUCCCAAACGCUCUUAGCUUCGCCCGCUUCGGCACGCCGUAUCGGCCGCCCUCCCAGCAUUUCUGAGCACCAUGUCAUCCUCGUCACGCAAGUCUCGCAUCACAAGCGCGGCCCAUGUUAUAUACACGAACGCCGUAUACUGGCCCAACUACAGGGUCUACAACGGGGACACGCCCGGCCAGCUGAACUACGGAUGCAUCAACCGGGUCUACUACGCCUUUGCCAACGUGAUGCCGGACGGAGGGGUAUUGCUAAGUGACGAAUAUGCCGAUGCCAGAGCGCCGUGUGACGGUGUUCAAGGCGCUUUGGGAUCCCUAAUGCAUCUCAAGGCGCGAUACCCCCACUUGCAAGUUCUGCUCUCCAUCGGUGGCGGCGAGUCGGCCGAGACUUUCCCCAUCGUGGCCUCCAACGCCGUCCUCCGAGACAAUUUUGCUCGCUCUGCUCGAGGCUUGGUCGAGGCGUCAGGCCUCGACGGCAUCGACAUUGUUUGGGAAUAUCCAUGCACCCCGCAGCAAGGGAAUGACUUCCUCGCGCUUGUGGCGGCGAUCCGCAUCCAUCUCCCCGAGGACCGCUACCUGCUCACUGCCGCUCUGCCGGCGGCGAAGCCGAUCCUUCAAAACAUCGACCUCCAGCAGACCAGCGCAUACCUCGACACGCUCAAUCUCACAGCCUACGACUUCUUUGGCGACUGGACCCACAAGAGCGGCCAUCACGCCCAGCUCUACGCCAUCAACAAGGACGAGCCGUCCGGGGCCUCUGGCGCGCAAUACAUCAUGUCCUCUGGCGUGCCUGGCAAGAAGAUCCUGCUCGGGAUUCCGCUCUUUGGGCGCAGCUUCCUCCAUGUGACCGGGCCGGGCCACAAGAACCGCGGUUCGGGGGGCAACGAUGGUUCGUUCGAGUACAGCCAGCUCCCGAGGAAGGGGACCAAGGAGCAAGUCGACAAGCGGGCCGUUGCGGCGCAAUGCGUGGGCGGGGAUGGCGGCUUCGUCACUUAUGACAACCCGGACACGGUCAAGGGGCUGUUCUACUGGAGUGCACCGUCUGAUGCCAAAGACACCAAGAGAAGUCUCGUUGCGACAGGCUUCAAAACGUUGCACAGCUCCUGACGUCUACUCGCCGUCCCCGUCCCUCGGCCAGGGGCUGGAUGGGCCAGACUUGGCCACUUCUUGUUUUCUCACGUGUAUUCCCUCUUAUGACGGCUUGGUGCAAACCAUGUAACAAUGAGAUACAGAGGCACAGUCCAGACGCACUGUCAGCUUAGAGUUCUG
Messenger RNA from Thermothielavioides terrestris NRRL 8126, 1293 nucleotides. RefSeq names its product glycoside hydrolase family 18 protein. Lineage: Eukaryota; Fungi; Ascomycota; Sordariomycetes; Sordariales; Chaetomiaceae. Gene Ontology annotation, molecular function: chitinase activity; chitin binding. The coding region runs from base 97 to 1131 and encodes 344 amino acids. Gene Ontology annotation, biological process: carbohydrate metabolic process; chitin catabolic process. The record is from RefSeq and is a predicted model, not a curated record. The transcript has 4 exons. Gene Ontology annotation, cellular component: extracellular region.